AAUGCAAAAAUAGUAUAGCAUGUAAAGUUCCUAUUAUCUAAUAAUAACUCAGCUUUUAAUCGGUAAUUAAUAAAGUUUUCAGAAUUUAAAAAUGCCUCCGAAAAAAACCACGAAACCAAAAAAAUUAGAAGUUGACGAAAAUAAACCAACUCCGUCUACAAGUAAAUCCACCAAAGUCCGCCAGGGAGCUUCAAAGGCCCAGAAACGAGUCUUAAAGGAUAAGAACGACUCAGAUUCAGAUUCAGACUUUUCCGAAAAUACAACAGAAUAUGCAACAACUCCCAAAGGAGGUAAGACUCCGGAAACCGAAGCGGUUUCAAAGAAAGAUAAGAAGGUUCCUAACAAAAAAUCCGCGAAACCAGGGAAUCCAGCAGCUGACGAAAAUGAACCAACUGCGUCCACAAGUAAAUCAACCAAAAUUCGCCAGGCAGCUGCAAAGGCUCAAAAGCGAAUCUUAAAGGAAGAAAACGAGUCAGAUUCAGACUUCUCUGAAGAUACAACAGAAUAUCCAACAACUCCCAAGGGAGUUUCGGCCAAAAAGAAACCUAAGAAGACGCCAGAAUCGGAACCUGCGUCGAAGAAAGAGAAGAAAGGAAGUGCACAGGAGACUAGAGACAAGAACAAAGCUAUUUACUUUAAAAGCAUUCUCACUGCAGAUGCUGAAAUUAUGAACAACAAUGACGGGAGUCGAGUUAAAAAUUUCUGUACACUCAUGGACAAACUCAAAUCGGGUCGCAUUCAAAAAGUUGCGUUCACGGACAGCAUGACGAGCACCGUGGUGGACAGAUUGAAGGAGUUCAAGGUCUGGAGAACCAGGAAUCCAUUUGACAGUCGUAUAACCUCGAUUUGCUGGCACCCGACUAAGCCUGGUUUGGCCUGUGUAGGCAGUAAAUGGGGAGAUCUUGUCCUCUGGGACGUGUUCAAGGACCUUUUCGAGGACAAAAUUAGUGAGGAUUGGGUUGGAAAGUAUGAGGGUCGAGGUCCUGGUGGUUCCAUCCAAUCCUUGAAGUUUGACGAGAUAUCACCGAACAGACUGUAUUUUGCAAGUAUAGAUGGUACUGUUGGAUUGCACGAUUUUGAGACAAGUCAUAGAGAAGAAUACCUGCAGACUAAUGAUUGGAGUAAGUGGUAUACUGGAUUAGACGUCAGCUUCUCAGGGAAAACAAUUCUAGCCGGCAGGAAUAAUGGUGAGGUGACCCUACUAAGUCUGGACGGAAACGAGAUUUGGAAUAAACGUCUCCAUAAAUCUAAAUGUAACUUUGUACAGUUUAGUGACAGGGACAAGACAUCAACUCUAGCUGUUCUGGAACAUGAUCUACCGGUCAACUCGGCCUUUUUCUCCAGUAUGAGUGGAGAUAAGUUACUGACCACUGAUCAGAACUCACAGAUUCGUGUUUAUCAGGGACCUGGCUGGGAUUUAGCACGUAUUAUUCCUCAUCCUCAUCGACAGUUCCAGCAUCUUACAGCUAUUAAGGCUACCUGGUAUCCCUUGCUGGAUAUACCUGUAGUUGGCAGAUAUCCAGACCCUAAAUUUCCUGGAUAUCAGGACGGAGAGAGGAGAACAAUCGACUUCUAUGAUUCAGAAUCCGGUGAAUGUUUAUUAAACCUUCAUCAACCAGGAUUGGAUAAAAUUAUACCUCUCAAUCAGUUCAGCCCAACAGGAGAGUUUUUGUUAUCUGGGAUGGCGUCAACUAUUCUUAUUUGGAAACAGGAUCCAACCAAGGAGGAGAAUGAGGAGUGGGGGGAGGAGGAUGAAGUACCAAGAAGAUCAGUUCCAUCCCAACCUGGAGCUCAGAACUGGCCCGAGCUGGAGUCUAAGAAGAAACCGAAGAAUGAGAAGAAAAAGAAAGAAGCAGACACAGAGAUGAAGAAAAAGAAAGUAUCAGACACAGAGAUGAAGAAAAAGAAGAAAUAAAGAGAAUAAUGAAGGAACAUGUUUCAAGCAUGAUCUUAAUACCAGUACUAUAUUUUCUAAAAUAUAUUUGAAGGAAGAGUUUACGAUUUGUGAAUGGGAUGCAGAGACUACAAUAACUUACAUAAUUAAUUUUUAUGCCAAUCUAUUCCUAGAAAUAUAAGAGAUAAAGGUUGUUA
Eurytemora carolleeae is the source of this 2091-nucleotide messenger RNA. RefSeq names its product DNA damage-binding protein 2. The transcript is spliced from 17 exons. Bases 92 to 1915 code for a protein of 607 amino acids. The record is from RefSeq and is a predicted model, not a curated record. Gene Ontology annotation, biological process: response to UV; DNA repair. Gene Ontology annotation, molecular function: protein binding; damaged DNA binding. Lineage: Eukaryota; Metazoa; Arthropoda; Copepoda; Calanoida; Temoridae. Gene Ontology annotation, cellular component: Cul4-RING E3 ubiquitin ligase complex; nucleus.